AUGUCUUUCUUCACCACAUCAUUUCCUACACUCCUUUUCACCUUAAUAAUCUAUCUUCUUCUUUUUGCCAAUGCACUUGCACAACCCGUUACCCGUACGCCUAAGUACCAACUUUCGGUCGAUUUUUACGCGAAAACAUGCCCACAGCUCGAUCAGCUCGUGGCCUCUGUCACGUCACAGCAGUUCAAGGAAGCACCAAUUUCCGCACCAGCCACCAUUCGUCUCUUCUUUCACGACUGUUUUGUCGAAGGCUGCGAUGGGUCGGUAUUGGUUUCAACGAAACCCGGAAGUAAAGAUUUAGCAGAAAAAGAUGCAGAGGAUAAUAAGGAGAUACCUAUCGAAGCUUUCGAGAGCAUAAACAAGGCAAAGGCACUUGUCGAGAGCAAGUGCCCGGGGAUCGUGUCCUGUGCAGACAUCUUAGCCAUUGCAGCUAGAGACUUUGUUCAUCUGACAGGGGGGCCGUACUACCCGGUGAAAAAAGGCCGUUGGGAUGGCAAAAUCUCGUUGGCCUCAAGAGUACAACCCAACCUCCCACGAGCAAACUCGACAGUCGACGAGCUGUUAAAGCUCUUCGGGUCAAAGGGCCUAACGCUCGAGGACUUGGUCAUCCUCUCCGGGGCCCACACCAUCGGGUUCGCCAACUGCAGGCACUUUGUGGGCCGGCUGUACGACUACAAGGGCACCAAGCAGCCCGAUCCAUGGAUCGACCCGAGGCUCCUUAAAGCCCUUAAAAUGUCGUGCCCGCAUUUUGGAGGGAAUACGGAUAUCGUGGCCCCAUUAGAUGUCACGACUCCCUUCUCGUUCGACAAUGCUUAUUAUGGGAAUUUGGAGGCUAUGAUGGGGCUGCUUGGGUCUGAUCAGGCCCUCUUUGUGGACCUUAGGACAAAAGGUUUGGUCCAGGCAAUGGCUAAGGAUAAGCAGAGAUUUUUUCAAGAGUUUGCUGUGGCUAUGGAUAAAAUGGGAGGCAUUGGUGUGAAGAGAGGAAGAAGGCAUGGAGAGAAGAGAAAAGACUGCACGUUGCACAUGGGAUGA
Messenger RNA from Striga hermonthica, 1032 nucleotides. NCBI's taxonomy places the organism in Eukaryota, Viridiplantae, Streptophyta, Magnoliopsida, Lamiales, Orobanchaceae. The record is from the annotation of a GenBank genome assembly.